CAACGCUGCAGUGGACUUUGGUUUCUCCAGGUAAGGGAGUGACUCUUGCCGAACAGCCCAAACGUGUGUAGACAUGGCAAAAUUCCUAUCACAAAAUCAGAUUGAUGAGUUCAAAGAAUGUUUCUCGCUUUAUGACAAGAAGCGAAAGGGAAAGAUUGAGGCAAAAGACCUUAUAACAGUCAUGCGCUGUCUUGGUACAAGCCCCACAUAUAAUGAAGUGGACAGACAUCUGCAAGUCCACAAAAUAGAUAAGACAGGGGAGCUGGACUUUUCUACAUUUCUAACCAUGAUGCACAGACAGAUGCAGCAGGAGGAUCCUAAGACUGAAAUCCUGGAGGCCAUGCGGAUGACAGAUAAACACAAGAAGGGCUACAUUCAGGCCUCUGAGCUCCGGGCCAAACUCACUGGCUUAGGGGAAAAGCUCACAGACAAAGAAGUGGAUGAGCUUUUUAAAGAAGCAAAUGUGGGACGUGAUGGACUUGUUCACUAUGAGGAGUUCACUAGAAUGGUCACACUUCCUACAGUGGACUACUAGUACUAAUGAAGAUCAAUGAGUCAGGCUCUUAUUCUCAAUAAUGCAUUUAUUUACUGAUGUGAAUGAGAUAUUUUUUGUAAUCAUUGUAUAUAAAAAAAAAAACAACCAACAGUUUAAACUAUACAAUAAAAAGUCAUUUGAAUGUUUA
This is a messenger RNA of Danio aesculapii, 683 nucleotides long. RefSeq names its product calmodulin-like 4a (gene calml4a). Gene Ontology annotation, cellular component: myosin II complex. The transcript has 5 exons. Gene Ontology annotation, molecular function: calcium ion binding. Lineage: Eukaryota; Metazoa; Chordata; Actinopteri; Cypriniformes; Danionidae. The record is from RefSeq and is a predicted model, not a curated record. The coding region runs from base 74 to 535 and encodes 153 amino acids.